This is a messenger RNA of Danaus chrysippus (African queen), 1380 nucleotides long. The record is from the annotation of a GenBank genome assembly. Lineage: Eukaryota; Metazoa; Arthropoda; Insecta; Lepidoptera; Nymphalidae.
AUGCCUUCCAGAUCUGUUGACCAUAAAGCAAAUUACUUCACACAAUUAAUUUGGGCUGAAACAGAAGAAGUGGGUUGUGGAAGAGCUAAAUUUAUGAUACAUAAUAAAAGACCUAUUCUUAUUGAAAGACUUGUUUGCAAUUUCGCCCCAACAGGCAACGUACAAGGAAAGCCGAUAUAUAUAAUAGGAUAUCCCGCCACUCAGUGUAAAAAUAGUAUGAAUCCCGAUAAAUCGUUUACUGGUUUGUGUGAGACACGCAAUACACCAAAACCGUUAACGUUAAAAUAUAGAGAUAAAAUGUCUACUAAAGUUCCAUCUACCAGCUUUCUAAGAAUACUUAAUUUAUACAAUGAAUCAGCAACCCCAGAAAUGGAUCCUAUUAAAAUUUACCACAAUUCUAAACCAAACGUAAAAGUUUAUCAUGAAAAUAAUAAUUACUACAGCAACCAUAAAUCAAAACUUAGAGAUUUAUUAAGACAUCCAUACGAUGCUGUGAAACGCAGUUACCCUUUAGACGGUGACCACUUUUGGCGUAUUCCUAAUAACAAUUCACGAGAUCACGCAGAAUAUUAUCAAAAAGAAAGAGGACAUUCGAGAGUGUACCACGGCCACAAUCAUGGAAAUGAAUUUGAUUUAUUACAUCCAGAAACAUCCAAAAUAGAUUCUAGGAGGAAUAGGAAAAGGAGCGUACCAGAAGAAGAAAUAAAUUUUAAACCAUUUUGGGAAGUCGAUGAAUAUUCUAGUAAUAAACAUCCACAGUUAAAAUCUUUAAGAUUUACAACAUUAUCGAACAAAAAAAUUAAAUCCAAAAUACUUAAACAAAAUACCAGAAACUCAGCUAAAACUGAGUCUAUCACGAUUCCUUUUAAAACACAACCGGCGGUAUCAAAUAAACGGGUUACAGAAAAGUAUUUGUCAUUUGACGAGUUAUUACAUCUCCGAAAAUAUAACACAGAACUUAACGCACGAAGAUCUGAUGAAGACAGGGCUAAACUUCUGUCCGAUGACGGUAUUCCAAUACUCAGAGCAGAUACAACUAAAGCAACUACGACUGCUGCUACUACAGCAGCAACCACUUCUGAAUACACUGCUAAUACUCCAUAUGUUCGAAUGAAACAUUGCACACGCAAGUUAACUUGCACCUGGACUGCCGCUUCUAUGACUGACAGUAAUGGUAGUAUUAUAACUGGAGGUGGCGAUAAUAGUGGGUCUAGAACACCACCUGGCUACGUUGAAGGAUGUACAAGAACUUCGACUUGUACCAGAGACUACAUGAAUCGUAACAAAAUGGCAACAUUGCCCGUUGAAGUUACUACUAUAGAAAAUGAAAGCGGUGAUGAUGAAGAUUAUUGUGAACUAAGAGAAUUCGGAUGUAGAUAA